AUGUCUCAACCAGUCCGUUCUCAGGAUCGCAAUGCCCCUUGGUACUCAAUCCCUUCUCGAGAGAUUGUCAGCGUCGAACACCCAUGCUUCAUUAUAAACCCCCCUCGUCAGGACGCCUCUGCCAACUUAUUCCUAUCUCCGGAGGAUGGCAUGAGUCGACCCUUGUCCUCAACUUGCAACUCAGCAAACAAUGUCUUGCUGAAGAUUACCCUCCCCAGGAGGACUGGCCGGAAGCGAAAACGUGGUUCAAAUGAACCCUUCACCCGCCACGACAAUGCUGCUAUGUCUGCUACCGCCGGUGGGGUUGAUAAACCUUCAAGUUCCGCACCACCCCCUUCCCGGGCCCUAAGUGCCCGGGACUUGCUUCGACGGUUGCAGGAUAACGUGGGGAAAUAUGAAGUCGAAGCUGUUGGGCGGGUUGAGCGAAUGCAUGUAUUUCGCGGAAUGCCGGAUUUCGUAUACUCGACAACCUCCAGUCCGUUUAUGACGAAAUUCCGCGAGAAGAUCCUUCCUUUCGAAUAUGACAAGCUCAAAGAGUUCCAAUUCGACAUGAGUAAAGGCCAUACGUCGAACGUCGAUAUCAUUCCGCCCCCAGCAUUAAGCCGCGGAGAUGUCCCUUUUAACUACUUAUACCGCCAAAACCCCACCGUAAAACAGUCCAUCGGUCCCUCUGGUGAAAUAACAACCACAAACACCCAACAAAUUGUCAAAGUCCUCACCCACCUCGUAGCCUGCGACGUCCCCGCUGUCCCCACCGCACCCCGCGAAAACUGCCCCCCAAUCUCAACCCUCGACAAAACCCUCCAGGAAACCAUCUCCAUCCUCCAAUCCCUCUUCGAAUCCCGCCUGGCCUGGACGCGCCGCGGCCUCCGCAACCACCUAAUCACCAACGAACAGAAAUACGCUCUCCGCCUCGCUGUGCCGUACGUGGGCUACAUCUUCCGCUCCGGGCCCUGGCGCGACGCCAUCGUGAAAUUCGGUCAUGAUCCCCGCACCCACCCGUCCUCCUGCAUAUAUCAGACCUUCAUGUUUCGCACCCUCCCCUCCCCCAUAACCGAGCAACUCGACGAAAACGAUAACGAAAACGAAAACGACAACGACAACGACAACGAAAACACCCCGGCCCCGGCGCCCGCGCCACCACCCGCGACGAAAUCAACCACAACCCCAACCUCCAACAGACGCCAAACCCUCCCCCGCCCCUCCACAACCCUAGGCGACCAAUCCACCCAAUCCACCUGCCCCUCGCACAUCUUCACAGGCCAAGCCCCGCUCCCCCGCGACGGCAAGCUAUGGAUGAUCUGUGACAUCAAAGACCCCAUCCUCGCCAAACUGCUCAAACCCCGCACCUCACAGUCCUCCCUGGACAGUAAAAACGCCUGCGACAUCCUCUCCUCGGGCUGGUACGGCAACGUCACUCUGGCCGUUGCCAAAACCAUCAUGCGCGCCAAGAUACAGCACAUGCUCGAAUUCAACACGACGCCGGCGUUCGAGGAGGACUUUGCGCCCCUGCUGCGGUUUCCCGGAGAGGGUGGGCGGGGAUGA
Messenger RNA from Paracoccidioides brasiliensis Pb18, 1545 nucleotides. Its product is annotated as transcription factor TFIIIC subunit TFC1. Gene Ontology annotation, cellular component: transcription factor TFIIIC complex. The record is from RefSeq and is a predicted model, not a curated record. The coding region runs from base 1 to 1545 and encodes 514 amino acids. The transcript has 5 exons. Gene Ontology annotation, biological process: transcription initiation at RNA polymerase III promoter.